UAGUUCUGCAGUGGGACUCGUCCCUGACGUCACUGUAAACAAAUAUGGCGGACCACUGGUCGCUCUGUAGUUAGCUGGUUUAACAACUGUAGUUAAAAUGCUGCGCAUGAACAAAUGUGUGUGUUUUUUAACAGACGGAACUCUGCGUCUCUUUAGUUCCUGUCGGACACGCGUGGUGGGACACCAUCAGUUGUUCAGAGCGGACAAUUAGCUCUGCUAUCUUAGCUAGUAGGUUACCAAGGCAACGUUAGCUAACAGUAGCUAGCUGUUAGCUCCCCUCAGAGGCUGUCGCUAUAGAAAUUAAUGUUUACUGACAACAGGUUGUUUCUUUACGGUUGUCUCACACCUCGAAUCAAAGUAUACGGUUAUAAUAUUUAAAUCAUUUAACAUAUGGUUGUGUAGCUUUCUUAAUUAUUGAGCAAAUAAGCGCAACAUCGGUGAAAUGAUAGAUUUAUUAACGGAGUUCGUGUUUUGCUUCAGUUCCUCUGAUUUUCAGCUUUUUCUAGUAAACCGGAAGCAACAAGAAAAACCCUGACUGGUGUUUUUUACCUCAGAAACAAUCAUUCUGCUAAAAGUUCCUCCUGAUGGUCAGAACAAACCCUGAAGGACUGAACACAGCUUAAAUUAGGAAAUAUUUGAUUUAACAAGACCACAGAUCAGACACUCAGUGUUGACACAGUUCAGUCAGGACUGGAUAAAAAGUCACACCUGUAGUCCAGGUUCAACGCUCAGACCUGUAGUCCAGGUUCAACACUCAGACCUGUAGUCCAGGUUCAACGCUCAGACCUGUAGUCCAGGUUCAACGCUCAGACCUGUAGUCCAGGUUGAUGCAGUGACCGUGAGAACAUGGAGCAGUACAGUAUUCUGGGUCGGAUCGGAGAAGGAGCUCACGGCAUCGUCUUCAAGGCCAAACACAUCGAGACAGGAGAGACGGUGGCUCUGAAGAAAGUGGCUCUGAGGCGUCUGGAGGACGGCAUCCCCAACCAGGCUCUGAGGGAGAUCAAGGCCCUGCAGGAGAUCGAGGACAACCAACAUGUGGUGAAGCUGAAGGAUGUCUUCCCUCACGGGACGGGCUUCGUCCUGGUCUUUGACUUCAUGCUCUCCGACCUCUCUGAGGUCAUCAGGAACUCUCAGCGACCUUUGACCCCGGCUCAGGUCAAAGGUUACAUGAUGAUGCUGCUAAAGGGCGUGGCCUUCCUGCAUCACAACAACAUCAUGCACCGGGACCUGAAGCCAGCGAACCUCCUCAUCAGCUCUUCAGGUCACCUUAAGAUCGCAGACUUUGGUUUGGCCAGACUGUUCAGUGAGCAGGGAGAGAGACUGUACAGCCACCAGGUGGCCACCAGGUGGUACAGAGCUCCUGAGCUGCUGUACGGGGCCAGAAAGUACGACGAGGGAGUCGACCUGUGGGCGGUGGGCUGUAUUUUCGGGGAGCUGUUGAACUCGUCUCCUCUGUUUCCUGGAGAAAACGACAUUGAACAGCUCUGCUGCGUCCUCAGAGUGCUGGGAACUCCAACACAGGACAGCUGGCCUGAGAUCGUUGAGCUGCCAGAUUACAAUAAAAUCACCUUUAAGGAGAAUCCAGCCAUCCCAUUGGAGGAGAUCGUCCCUGACACGUCUCCUCAGGCCGUCGACCUGCUCUACAAGUUCCUGGUUUAUCCGUCCAAACAGCGCUGCUCCGCCAGGCAGGCUCUCCUCCAUCCGUACUUCUUCUCCUCUCCUCUUCCUGCUCACCACUCAGAGCUGCCCAUUCCUCAGAGGGGGGGCCGACCCCCCCGUCAGCGGCUGCAGGCUCCGCCCACUGACUUCUCAGUGGACCUGCCCCUGCAGAACAGUGUGGUAGACCCUGCGCUGCUGCAGAGACACGCCUCCUGCCUCUGAACAGACGACUGACCGACCAAUCAGCUUCCUACGUCAGUGUUGAUGUUUACAAACGUUUUUAUAUUUAUUUUUAUUUAUUUUUUUGUUUUGUCUUGUUGACGUGUUUUUCGUCAGUCUCACCUGCUGAUGCUCUCCGACAGGAAGUGAACCUUCACGUUUCCUCUUUACUCAGAUCUACAUCAACAUAUUACUGCAGUGAAACAACACAAUAUGAAUUA
Epinephelus moara (kelp grouper) is the source of this 2099-nucleotide messenger RNA. It is a transcript of the gene cdk20, whose product is annotated as cyclin-dependent kinase 20. The coding region runs from base 847 to 1881 and encodes 344 amino acids. NCBI's taxonomy places the organism in Eukaryota, Metazoa, Chordata, Actinopteri, Perciformes, Serranidae. Gene Ontology annotation, biological process: protein phosphorylation. The record is from RefSeq and is a predicted model, not a curated record. The transcript has 8 exons. Gene Ontology annotation, cellular component: nucleus. Gene Ontology annotation, molecular function: cyclin-dependent protein serine/threonine kinase activity; ATP binding.